Molecule: messenger RNA, 953 nt
Organism: Ornithodoros turicata
Lineage: Eukaryota; Metazoa; Arthropoda; Arachnida; Ixodida; Argasidae
Product: NFU1 iron-sulfur cluster scaffold homolog, mitochondrial-like
Exons: 1
Coding region: 14-790 (258 amino acids)
Biological process (GO): iron-sulfur cluster assembly
Cellular component (GO): mitochondrion
Molecular function (GO): iron ion binding; 4 iron, 4 sulfur cluster binding
Source: RefSeq, a predicted model, not a curated record
CUGUCAUUUUAAAAUGGCGUCGCGCGUCGCAGCUGUUUUGGGACGUAGAUAUUGCUCCUAUUUGCGUAAGGAACUGUCUCGGCCGUUUCAGCAUGACAGCAAGGUUGAAGUGUACCAGAGGCGCAGUUUCAACACAUCCUGGGUUUCAUGUAUGUUCGUCCAAACUCAGGAUACUCCUAACCCGAACUGUCUGAAGUUCCUGCCGGGAGUACCGGUGCUGGAGAAAGGCACCGCUGAUUUCCCCACGAUCUCUGCUGCCAAAGGUUCCCCUUUGGCAAAGCACUUGUUUCGCGUGGAAGGCGUCAAGGCAGUCUUCUUUGGCUCGGAUUUUAUCACAGUGACCAAAGAUGAUGACGAGAGAGAAUGGAAGGUUUUAAAACCCCAAAUUUUCGCCACGAUCAUGGACUUCUUCAGUUCAGGGCUUCCUGUCAUCAGUGAAGGUGCAGAGCCAGUAGCACCGGAUACGCAACCGCAAGAGGGCGAUAGCGAGACGGUAUUGAUGAUCAAGGAAAUAUUGGAAACGAGAAUAAGACCGACGGUCCAGGAGGACGGUGGCGAUAUAGUCUACAUGGGAUUUGAUGAUGGAGUUGUGAAGCUCAAGCUUCAGGGUUCUUGCACUGGUUGCCCAAGUUCAACGGUGACCCUGAAAGCUGGAAUACAGAAUAUGCUUCAGUUUUACGUUCCUGAAGUAAAGUCUGUUGAGCAGGUUAUCGACGAAGCAGAAGUGGUGGCGAACAAAGAGUUUCAGAAGCUGGAAGACACCAUCCGUCGCAAAGGAGUUGAUCCCUAGCACUGAAUGACAGCUGUGAUCUUAGCUGGUAGUGAGGACAUCUGACUCUUGGAAUAGAUAUAACGUGCAGUUACAAGACGUCAGUAACAAAAGCACCCCAUGUUAUUGGAAAGGGCGGUUGUGUCACUCUGCACUUAGUACUAUUAAAUAUCAGAAAAAGUUA